This is a messenger RNA of Aspergillus glaucus CBS 516.65, 807 nucleotides long. RefSeq lists its product as uncharacterized. The record is from RefSeq and is a predicted model, not a curated record. Bases 351 to 557 code for a protein of 68 amino acids. NCBI's taxonomy places the organism in Eukaryota, Fungi, Ascomycota, Eurotiomycetes, Eurotiales, Aspergillaceae. The transcript has 2 exons.
GGCCGUGGUAAAGUAAUUGGUUUUAAACGCAAUACUAGCUAACUAUCUUCAAAAGUACACUCUAUGGCAUUGCUCAGGAACUGUAUCACGUUGCAGCCGAUCUCCUCGACGUCAUCCAUCCCAGCCCGAUUGCGCUGCUCUGCAGUCACUCACUUUCCGCGGCUCCCGAAGGCUUCAUAGUCAUCCAUCUGUCUCUGUCUGUGUCUGCUUGUGCUUGUGCAUGCGUCUGCCCGUGUCCCAAUUGCUGUCCAAUUGUGCAUCAGUCCUUCUUCCUAUUCUCUACAUUCACCGGUCUGUCUGGAUAGCGAGGUUAGUGAAGUCCGUGAGGUUGACAGAGACAAUAUAUCAAAAUGCCUGCCCUCCCAAUCGAAGACAUCUCCGCAUCCUCCGAAAUCCUCCACAGCGUCGUCAAGCGCGGCAAUUGGGCCAGCAAAAACCCCGGUCCCAUCCUGGUCUUCUGUAUCGUAUUCAUCGUCGGCAUGGGUAUCGCGCUUCUCGUUGUUUAUCGAUUCAUAAUGGCUAAAAAGGCGGCCAGGCAGGCGUAUGAGGUGGAGUAAUUGCGUGCCGGUAUUGAAAAGGGAUUGAUAUGAUUACGAGCGUUUUGGAAAAGGAGUUAAUAUAGUAUGGGAUGUUUAUUUUACCUUAAUGUGUUAUUGUUUUGCGUCGUUUGGACGGCUUACGAGGACGAAUGCAAUACCCACUCCUGUUCUUUGGUUUCGGACAGCAGGGAGUGUGAUGACGAUGUUGGCUGAAGCUCUAUCGAGUUAAUUCAUAUAUAAUAACACUGGGGACAUCAAUUGGCGCACU